This is a messenger RNA of Aspergillus mulundensis, 951 nucleotides long. RefSeq lists its product as uncharacterized. Gene Ontology annotation, biological process: fatty acid metabolic process. The record is from RefSeq and is a predicted model, not a curated record. Lineage: Eukaryota; Fungi; Ascomycota; Eurotiomycetes; Eurotiales; Aspergillaceae. Gene Ontology annotation, molecular function: NAD+ binding; oxidoreductase activity, acting on the CH-OH group of donors, NAD or NADP as acceptor. Bases 1 to 951 code for a protein of 316 amino acids. The transcript has 3 exons.
AUGGCCACACCCAGCAAAACAAUCGCCGUAAUCGGCACCGGCGUCAUCGGAUCCAGCUGGACAGCACUCUUCCUCACCAAAGGACACAAGGUGAUCGUGACAGACCCGGCCCCAGACGCCGAGCGCAAACUCCACGAGUAUCUGCAGAAGACAUGCCCGACCGUACCGCGAUCAACACUCACAGCGGUGAACUGCUUGGAGAACGUAACAUUCGUCGCGGAUAUCGAUCCGUACCUACCAAGUGUGGACUUGAUACAAGAGAACGGCCCCGAACGCCUCGACAUCAAACGGCCCCUCAUCGCACGCCUCGACGCUCUAACCCCCCCGCACAUCCCGAUCCUCUCCUCAUCCUCAGGCCUCCCCUCAUCAACUUUCAUAACCGAGUGCACGAAUAACCCAGGCCGGAUCCUCAUUGGCCACCCAUUCAACCCACCGCACCUAGUCCCGCUCGUCGAGGUUGUCCCGCACCCCGGCACCAGCGACGAAUACGUAGACGCCGCAUACGCCUUCUACAAGAGUCUAGACAAAGACCCCAUCAUCGUCCGCCAGGAGACGCCGGGGUUCAUAGCGAAUCGUUUACAGGCCGCGCUGUGUGCGGAGGCGUAUAGUCUUAUUGGGCGGGGGGUUGUUUCAGCGCAGGACCUUGACAAAACAAUGACAUCCGGCCUCGGGCUCCGCUGGGCAUUGACCGGGCCCAUCAUGACGAAUACGCUGGGCGGAGGCGGGGACUUCGGGCAUUUCAUGGAUCACUUGGGGCCGGCGCUUAAGGGCUGGGUCUAUGAUAUGGAGGCGCAGGGGUUUGACUUUGAGGAUAAGGAUAGCGUUGAUGCCGUUAAGCAGAGGGUUAAUGGGUGGGUCGGUGGUGUUGAUUUGGCGGGUGUUGAGAGGAGGAGGGAUGAGGGGUUGGUUGGGCUAGUUCAGCGGAAACAGAAUGGAUCGAGGAGGGAAUGA